UUUCUAUUUAACUUAAUUUCAUAAGCCCUUUCAGACCUCACAUGUUAUGUUUUGCCAAAUUACAAAUUAAAAUAAACUAGAAGAUAUCGUCAGACUGCUGCUUAGUAAUGCUCUGCUCUUGUAGGUUGUUACAGAACUGAGGCAGUAAUGUGGGUCUGUAAGAUAAGCUACAAAGAAAGAAUUACAGCAGUGGAGAAGUAUAGUACGUGUUCCCAUUACCUUCAGACCAGUCAGCCACGUGUAUGUGUGAGCAAGUAAAUAUCCUCCUCGGCAGCCAAUUUAGGCUGGGUGAACUCUGUCUCAGUUUUCCCUUUUUGUUUCCCAUUUCUUUGUUUGCUACUUAGGUCACACCUAAUAUUUGCACAGAGUGGCUGUAGAGAUGCGUGAUAUGUGUUGCUGAGCUCUGUCUCUGCUGUUAGUUCCAAAGGCAUCAAUGUGCACAACCUAGGAAAAGUACAUUUACAACAAACUGCGUCUGAUUAUGUACCGCCUACAGCCUUGUUCUUCGACCCUGAAGGCGCAUUACAGAAAAGACAGAGAUGAUACCACCUGACUGAGUAAUGUACAAGUUUACGCCUCCAUGAGCUUAAAGAACUAAAAAUAGUACAUGUAUGUGUGUUUAAGGUAUGGAAUUGUUCUUUAAUUUGAUGACAAGCUGUUCUCUUUUUUAUGAUUUAUCGUGCUGUCCUUGCAGAGACUGCUGUAGAUGAAAUCUCCACAAGUUGCAGUGGCCGGCCUUGGGCCAUCAGAGCAAGUUGCUUCCAACAUAAAUAUUUUAAAUCUUAACUUUUUGGCAGUGUUACAGACUUCAGGAGAGAGGGAAUUAGAAGCAACUGGAUUUUAUAGCUACGCUGUAGGAUACCCACUGAUUAAAACAUAGUGCAAGUUUGAAAAGACCUGCAGUGAAUAAAGAAGAAAAUGUGAAAUGGCUGUGAUUCUUUCAGAAUGAGUCUAAAAGAAGCAAGAAAAAAAUGUAACUGAGCCCUGGGUGGAGGUUGCUAUCCUAAGACAUAAGUACAAAAAGAAGUCAGCAGUCAAGGGAGAACUGCGGAAAGUAUUUCUGAGGAAGCAGCUCUGAGUAGUCAGAAAAGAAAAUGUUUUCUACUGACUUCAGGAUCUAAUUUUGAAAGAGAGAAACCAAAACAUAGGGAGGCGCACUGAGACAGAACACCUUGCAGGCAUUAACAGCUGUCAGGUCAGAAGCUAAUGAUAACACAAGGUGGAAAGGUGACUUGUUGACACUGCAAACAGCAACCACAAGUUGGCGAAGGAAAAAAGGAACUUUAUCACUGUUGGUUUACUUUGUAAUGUAAUACUUAAGAAGGAACACAGGCAGAGAGUUUCUGUGAGCCGACUUGAGGAUUUUGUGUUAUGGUGAAUGAAGACUAGACUUUAAUUUACUGCUGAAGCAUGUGUUAACUCAAUAAAGAUGAUGAAGGUGAAGGGUUCUGUCUGUCAGAAGCUGCCCCGAUGAACAUUACCACUGUCCAAAUGGAUCUGGGAGUGCUUUGCAGUUGCACUCAGGUGACUGAGUGCCAGCACUACGAGAACUUUUCCCUGAAGCAUUAAUUCCAGAAGAGAGAAACAGACAACAAGAGAUUCAUCUUAGUUGUGCAUUUCUCGAAAGAAAACAAGAUGCAUUUAUUUCGGGGUCAGAUGUAUCAGGUCCAUCCAGAGAGGACCUUGGAAUCUUCCUCCAUCCAAGGAGUGAGCUGGACUCCACUCUUGGACACAGUAUACAUGGCACCAUCAGAAUCUAUGAAGCAGGCUUCAGUGCAGAAGGUUGUCAAGGCUGGACGAACUCUAUGCAGUGUAUUGUUAAGUGCUUUUCCAAACCUUAUCCGGGACAGAAAGCACCACUUCCGAAACUACAGGCAGUGCUGCUCUGGCAAAGAGCUGGUAGAUGCAUUACUGAGUCUGACUCACAUGAUCCAGUCCCGAAGUCAGGCUAUUGGUAUCUGGCAAGUCCUGGUUGAUGAAGCUCUCCUGAUUCAUGUGAAAAAGGAUUUAAAUUUUCAUGAUAAGGAAAAUCAGUUUUAUCGCAUGGUGGAUGCUCAGAUUGCCAAAGAAGAAACAGCCAAUGAGAAGGAGCAGGAGGAGGAGCUAGUGGAGUCACUAUCAUGGCUGAUGCAGUUAGGACCUGAUGCACUUCUCACCAUGAUCCUGAGGAAACAACCUUGCCAACGUACAAAAGAAGAGCUGGAACUGAUAUUUGAAGAGUUGCUUCAUAUAAAAGCUGUUUCUCACCUUUCAAAUUUGGUGAAGUGGGAGCUGGCCUCUGUCCUGGUGUUUGAAUCCCAUGCAAAAGCAGGAACAGUCUUGUUCCACCAGGGGGAGAAAGGCACAUCAUGGUAUAUCAUCUGGAAAGGUUCUGUGAAUGUAGUGACUCACGGAAAGGGCCUGGUGACAACAUUACAUGAAGGAGAUGACUUUGGCCAACUAGCACUGGUGAAUGACGCACCACGGGCUGCUACUAUUAUCCUCCGAGAGGACAACUGCCAUUUUUUGCGAGUGGACAAACAGGACUUUAACCGCAUUUUAAAGGAUGUUGAAGCUAACACAGUACGUUUGGAAGAACAUGGAAAAGUUGUGCUUGUGCUUGAAAAAAGUCCGUCAGGUGGAGGAAUCAUUGAGGAAGAAGCUCCAGCUAAAAGUUCCAUGUACACAGUGAUGGCAGGAACUCCAGAGAAAAUUCUAGAACACCUUUUGGAGACAAUGAGACUGAUCUCCAGUACAAAUGAUCACACAGAUACAUUUGUUAGUGACUUCCUUUUGACACAUAGUGUCUUCAUGCCAACACCAAUGUUUUGCCAAGCUUUACUGCAUCAUUUUCAAAAUGAACCCACCGAAGGCUCUGACCAAGAGAGAGCAUCCUAUUCCUUGAGGAAGAGACAGAAAAUCAUGCAUUUGGUCAGUCAGUGGGUAGAACUGUAUGGACAGCUAUUGAGAGAAGAUCCUACAACAAUGAAAUUCCUGGAGAAAAUGGUCGAGUAUUUUUCCAGUGAGUCCCAGCUUGCAGGCUUACUGAAGGAGCAUUUCCAAGACCAUCGAAAAAUACGAACCCCAGAGCUUAGUGCCAAUACACUUAAGCGGAACAAGCAGGUGCAAAAUGAAGUGAAUUUGUUUGCCAGUCUGGAUGAUGGAUGCAAUAAACCAAUCACGAGGCCCCAAGAUAAAAUACUAUAUGAUAUUUAUCGACCGGACUUAUCCUGCAUCAUCUCCCUCCUACCAGUGAAUGCCUCUGUACAAGAUGUGAUAGCAUCAGUAGAAAAUCAGUCUGAAGCAACCAGGGAUCUUACAUUGGUAAAAGUCAGCUGUUCAGGGGACCGGACUGAAUUAAAGCUGGAUGACCGUGAAGUUUAUACUUCUCUUGGCUUGAAUGAAAGACUCUUUAUCUGUACAACAGUAGAAAUGGACAGCCUGAUACCUCAUCCAGACCAGUUUGGGCCAAGGACUGGAACAGCUGACAUGCUGGAACUUUAUAAUUCCAGAGAUUUGGCCAACCAGCUCAAUGAGUAUGACUGGGAGUUAUUUAACUGUAUUCAUGAGGUAGAACUUCUCCAUUAUGUUUUUGGACCUCAGAACUUCCGCAAUGCCACCACAGCAAACCUGGACCGAUUCAUCCGACACUUCAAUGAGCUCCAGUUUUGGGUAGUAACAGAACUUUGUCUUUGUUCAGACCUGAAUCGACGAGCACAGCUGCUGAGGAAGUUCAUCAAAGUAGCAGCAAUCCUAAGAGAACACAAGAACCUAAAUUCUUUUUUUGCUCUCAUGUUUGGCCUCAGCAACAGUGCAGUCAGUCGCCUUGCCAAGACCUGGGAGCGAUUACCCAACAAGACCAAGAAACUGUACUCUACAUUUGAAGCUCUUCUGGAUCCUUCCAGGAACCACAGGGCAUAUCGGCUGACAGUAGCGAAGAUGAGUCCACCCAUAAUCCCUUUACUGCCUCUUCUUCUCAAAGAUAUGACUUUUAUACAGGUUGGCAACAAAACAUAUGUGGACAAUCUGAUUAACUUUGACAAAAUGCGAAUGAUAGCAACAAGUGUUCGACAAGUGCAACAUUGCCGAAGGCAGCUGUAUGUUCCUGUAUCACCCCUAAGAAGCAGAAUGGACAGAAUUGUGCCAGACAGCAUGGCUAUGCGGAUAUCCACAUACUCAACAAUGUCAUUGUCUUUUGAGAAUCUGUCUGGUAUCCAUGCAUAUCUUCGAGGGCUACGUGUAAUUAGUGUUCAGAGAACUUUAAGUCAGCUAUCACGGGAGCUUGAACCUUGAUCUCUUCUGAGUUACUCAGAUUAAGUAGAAAAUAUACUUCAUUGAUUUCAAAGAGGAAGUCUGCAAAAAGGUGAUUGCUGCUGACAUAGAUGAGCACAGAGCACCAUUCAGAUGACUUCAGUGAUAUGAAACGUAGUGCUGCAUAAGUGGGCAUUACUUGCAUUCAUGGUAGCUAAUUGCCAAAAUAUAAUUGGGAAGACAUCUGAGCUUCUGCACUUAAUUUAAAGCACUUGGUUACUUGAUGAUCCCUGGUCCUGCACUGCUGGAACAUUCCUAAUGGCUGUACAGCCACCUCAAAAUGUUUGGCAAGGUUUUAUUCACUUCCUCUUAUUAGACAUGGGUUGUUAAGUACACAAUGAAUUCUGCCUAGGAUCCGAGUAAGAACAAGUUGUCCAGAACAGUCAUGGAAAAUGUGAGUUGUUUUCUAAUUAAUAAACAGUUCCUUCUUUUAGGUCCAUAAAUGACCUAGCUUAAGAAAAGAGAGAAACGUGACAGUCAUAUCACUGAACAGUUUUACUUAGGCAGUGAAUUUAAUAUUGGGAGCUAACAGUUAAAUGUGAAGAUGUGAGAAAGGAAUGCCAUUUCUAUGGUAUGCUAUUGUGUCCCCACUUUGAAGGUGGCUGCAUUGUUCAUGAAUGUCGAUAGUGUAAUACAGUGGGAUAACUGUGGCACCAUAUUAGACACGUUAUUUCCAUGGCUGACUUUAUUUUACAAAUGGCACAUUUUUUUAUAUCAGCCAGCAUUAUGUAUCUCUAGAAUGGCUGGGACAUGUCUGAAAUGCAUUAUUAAAAUCAGCAAUGUAUUCUAUAAGUUUCUCAUAUUGAAUGAAACACUUUUGCUUGACUAUGGAGCUGAAUAUAAAUUAAUUCUGAGGCAGACCUGCACUAUAACAUUAUGGCUGAACUUUGUUGUUAAAACUGUUACAGAAUAACUCAUAAGGGAAAAUAUGGAUUAACAUUUGACAGUACAUUAUAUUUUAAGCUGUCAUAGUUGUGCCAAAUUGCUGAAUUUCAGAGUUAGUAAAGAAAGUUAAGAAGUACAGGAGUCAGAAAGGAAAGCUGGCCAGUGGUAUCAUGGUACAGUUUCUGGCCACAUGGCCUGUGACCUGGUUUCCAUUGGCAAGCAUGACAGUGGAGAGCUCAGAAGGAGGGAAGGAAGAGGAAUAAAGGAAUGAGCAGCCUACGGCCUAGUCACCCCUUCCUGGAAGACAGUGUGGAACUUCUACCAUUGUAGCAGUUCCUGGAGAACUAAAGGAGAUAGCAGGGGGGUGUCUAGGGAACAACAGACAGGUCUCCGUUACUCAUCGUGUGCUGAAUGCACAUUUUACAAGCAUUCAAGGAUACAGCAUACUGUUGUUGGGGUCAGUGAGUUAGACUUAAGUUACAGACCCCUGUCUAAACAUAUGUGACAGUUCCAGUGUCCUUCUUCCCUUCAAAUGGGCAUGAUGGCCAGUGUGUGUGUGUGUGUGUGUGUGUGUGUGUGUGUGUGUGUGUGUGUGUGAGCGUGCAUGUGUCAGACUCAGAAAAUGCAUAGAUGUAUGGUAGUCAUUUUUUGCUCAUUUCUCAAAACUGAGAUUGGAGGAACACAAACUAAUCUAACAUAGGUGAUAUGGUCUGAUAUCUGAGCUAAAUCAGAAAGUUGUGUUUCUGUGGCUCAAAAGAAAGGUUUAAACAUUUGAGUCAGCAUGCUUUUGUUUCUUCACAUUGAACAUAAUCUAUGCAAGAUUUGUUCUUUUGAAAUUAUAUAUUGCAAGAAACAAUAUUUUAUUUUUGUAAAUAAAAAGAAGAAAAUAUGUUUUAUUA
This is a messenger RNA of Protopterus annectens (West African lungfish), 6074 nucleotides long. RefSeq names its product Rap guanine nucleotide exchange factor 3 (gene RAPGEF3). Gene Ontology annotation, biological process: Ras protein signal transduction; positive regulation of GTPase activity. The coding region runs from base 1636 to 4272 and encodes 878 amino acids. The transcript has 27 exons. Gene Ontology annotation, molecular function: guanyl-nucleotide exchange factor activity. The record is from RefSeq and is a predicted model, not a curated record. Gene Ontology annotation, cellular component: plasma membrane. Lineage: Eukaryota; Metazoa; Chordata; Ceratodontiformes; Protopteridae.